Messenger RNA from Malassezia vespertilionis, 549 nucleotides. It is a transcript of the gene ubc1, whose product is annotated as E2 ubiquitin-conjugating enzyme. The record is from RefSeq and is a predicted model, not a curated record. Lineage: Eukaryota; Fungi; Basidiomycota; Malasseziomycetes; Malasseziales; Malasseziaceae. Gene Ontology annotation, biological process: protein polyubiquitination; proteasome-mediated ubiquitin-dependent protein catabolic process. The transcript is spliced from 4 exons. Gene Ontology annotation, cellular component: nucleus. Gene Ontology annotation, molecular function: ubiquitin conjugating enzyme activity. Bases 1 to 549 code for a protein of 182 amino acids.
AUGUCCAACGCACGUAUGAAGCGUGUUACGCGUGAAAUUGCUGCUUGUGCCAAUGAUUCCGAGGAUGGAAUCACGGUGGAGAUGAUUGAUGUAGAAUCGCCGUUCCAUUUGGUCGGGACCUUUUCGGGACCCGUCGAGUCGCCUUUUGACCAGGGCGUGUUUAAAGUGGAUAUUGUUGUUCCGGAAGGCUAUCCAUUCCAGCCUUUGCAAAUGCGAUUUAUCACCAAGGUCUACCACCCGAAUAUUUCUUCGCAGAGUGGCGCCAUUUGCUUGGAUAUUCUCAAGGACCAAUGGACGCCAAUCUACACGCUGAAAUCCAUGCUGUUGUCUUUGCGCUCGCUCUUGUGCUCGCCAGAGCCGAACGACCCGCAAGACGCGGAAGUCGCCAAGCAUUACAUCAACGACUUUGCAUCGUAUGAAGAAACCGCGCGGAUAUGGACGGCCAUUUACGCUUCGAACGACCAGGGCGAGAAGACUGCCGAUGAUUGCACUGUUUAUCCUGCAGACAUUGACGCCGAACAUAAUAAAAAAUUCACAGAUGUGAUAUAG